Macadamia integrifolia is the source of this 1803-nucleotide messenger RNA. RefSeq names its product putative GEM-like protein 8. The record is from RefSeq and is a predicted model, not a curated record. Bases 104 to 790 code for a protein of 228 amino acids. Lineage: Eukaryota; Viridiplantae; Streptophyta; Magnoliopsida; Proteales; Proteaceae. The transcript is spliced from 4 exons.
CUUCUCCGGCCGUAGAGAACAUUUGGGUCUUGUAGUCUACGAUAAGAGAGUCAAAGCUUUUCAAAUAGGAAGCUUGAGCAGAUUGAAUCUGUGUCCAUCCAAUAUGACGAACCAAUUUCCAGAUCAUGUCAUCGGAAUUCCGGUGAACUCAGUAUCUUAUUCAGUUGAAAAAUCAGCUGAGAAACAUACUACUAUAUCAGAAACUGCUAGCCCAUAUUUUAUUUCCACUCCUUCAAAGGAGUCUCCCAGAUCCAGACAAUAUAGAGUUGACACACUGAUAGAAUGGAUCAACAAACUGGGAAAAAUGGCUAACAGUUUCACACAUGGAGUUUGUGAGCAUGUUAGAUUGGGGCCCAAGGUAUCUGCAACUGUGAAGGGGAAAUUGAGGUUGGGAACCAGAAUUCUUCGAGAAGGUGGUGUUGAGAAGUUAUUCAAGCAGAUCUUCAAUGUUAGAGAAGAAGAGAAGCUAUUAAAUGCUUCCCAAUGUUAUUUGUCAACAACAACUGGUCCUAUUGCAGGGCUCCUCUUUAUCUCCACUGAAAAUGUUGCCUUCUGCAGUGAGAGAUCUCUUAGAUUCACUCUGCCAACACAAGAGUUGAUUAGAACACCUUACAAGGUCAUGAUUCCAUUACAGAAGAUAAAGGGAGCCAACCAAAGUGAAAAUGUGAAAAAUUCAAACCAGAAGUACAUACAAGUUGUCACUGUGGAUAAAUUUGAGUUCUGGUUUAUGGGUUUUCUAAAUUAUCAGAAACCUUUCAAAUAUAUUCAACAGGCCAUCUCUUUAUCUUAAGGAGUCAGUUCUCUUUCAAUAUAACAAGAGAAAUUGACUUUUCCUACAAGGAAUUCUGCCAAGGUUAAAGUAUCAGAUUCAUAUUUCCUGAAUCUGGUAAAGGGUGAAAACCUUCAUUGAUGCUGAGACUUGAGAAGUUAUCCUAAAGGGUCUCCCAGGUGAUGGUGAUUCUCUGUGCAAUUCUGGACUGAUCUUUCAGUGCCACAUCACGAAAGUUUCUCUCGUGAAUUUGAUGAGACGUCCUAAAACUCAUGUGCCCUGAGUAUAAGAUUUGAAAGGGUGAAGAGAGAUGGAAUUGAUCAGCUCUCUAUCCUCAAGAGAAGAAGUCAAGCUAUAUAAGGCAUGCCCAUGAGAGAUUGAAACACAGAAGAUAAACUUAUCUAGACCUCAUGAUCCAAUCUCUUAGAGAAGGCCAUCUGAAAGCCCCCCCCCCCUCAUUGCAUCGUGCAAUUGCUUGCCCCGACUUUGGCAAAACUUGAAGGUUCGCAAUGAAGCCAGUCUCAAAGUCCAGAAUCUAAACCCACAUCAUAGCAUCUGUAAGGCAUGAAAAUUUCAGAGAGUUCUCAAUACCCAACCAGAAAAUCAUCAUGAGGUUCAAUCAGUACAAAAGAGAAUUGAGGUCCUAUUCCGAUUAAUACGUACAUUCUCCAUACAAAUGAUGGUUAUUGGCUGCAAAGGUAAACUAUCAGCCAUGUUUCAGGGAGAUUUCGGCCAACAUAAAGGUUCUCCGUGGUGGAAUUGUCUUGCGAAUUUAAAUGGUAAAGACGGCAAAGUUGAGUUCGGCAAUUCAGUCCUGGUCAAAGCCUUGAUUGAAGAAGCAUCAAGAAUCCAUUUUAUUGAAGUUGAUAAGUCCAUGUAAAUGGUGCCUGGAAGCAUCUCUCAUUUUUCUCUUCUUUUCUUGUAAAUACUAACUUUAUUCACAUGAAUUCAUGUAUAGAUUUCAUGUUAAAGUUAAUGAAUUAUGUCUCUAUACAAAGCAUAAAAAGUCUUUUGGAUCUUUGGAUGUAAGAAAA